UUUUUAACUUUCUUAAAAUCCAUUCUAGGGCUUUGUGAAGGAUGUCCAUGAAGACUCUGUCACCAUCUUCUUUGAAAACAACUGGCAGAGUGAGAGACAGAUUCCUUUUGGGGAUGUCCGGCUACCACCUCCUACUGACUAUAAUAAGGAGAUCUCAGAGGGAGAUGAAGUAGAGGUUUAUUCUCGAGCCAAUGAACAGGAACCUUGUGGCUGGUGGCUGGCCCGAGUGCGGAUGAUGAAGGGAGAUUUCUAUGUCAUUGAAUAUGCUGCCUGUGAUGCCACCUACAAUGAGAUUGUCACACUGGAGAGACUUCGGCCAGUUAAUCCCAAUCCCCUUGCAACCAAAGGCAGUUUCUUCAAGGUUACCAUGGCUGUGCCUGAAGAUCUGAGAGAGGCCUGCACCAAUGAAAAUGUCCAUAAAGAGUUCAAGAAAGCACUGGGAGCUAACUGCAUCUUUCUUAACAUCACAAAUAGUGAGCUCUUUAUUCUGUCAACCACAGAAGCCCCUGUGAAGCGAGCAUCUCUGCUGGGUGACAUGCAUUUCCGAAGCCUACGUACAAAAUUGCUACUAAUGUCCCGCAACGAAGAAGCUACCAAGCAUCUAGAGACAAGCAAGCAGUUGGCAGCAGCAUUCCAGGAGGAAUUUACAGUGCGAGAGGAUCUGAUGGGUCUGGCCAUUGGGACCCAUGGUGCCAACAUCCAGCAGGCCCGGAAAGUACCUGGGGUGACUGCCAUUGAGUUGGGUGAAGAGACCUGCACUUUCCGCAUCUAUGGGGAGACUCCUGAAGCAUGCCGGCAGGCUCGGAGCUACCUAGAAUUUUCUGAGGACUCUGUGCAAGUACCCAGGAAUCUGGUUGGCAAAGUGAUUGGAAAGAAUGGGAAAGUGAUCCAGGAGAUUGUGGAUAAAUCUGGUGUGGUGAGAGUUCGUGUGGAAGGUGAUAAUGACAAGAAGAACCCCAGGGAGGAGGGAAUGGUUCCCUUCAUAUUUGUUGGUACCCGAGAGAAUAUCAGCAAUGCCCAGGCACUGCUGGAGUAUCAUCUUUCCUACCUGCAGGAGGUAGAACAACUUCGCUUGGAGAGGCUGCAAAUUGAUGAACAGCUUCGGCAGAUUGGUCUGGGCUUUCGCCCUCCCGGUAGUGGACGGGGUGGUGGUGGUGGCAGUGACAAGGCUGGCUAUACCACUGAUGAGAGCUCCUCCUCCUCCCUCCACACGACAAGAACCUAUGGGGGCAGCUAUGGAGGCCGGGGUCGGGGCCGGAGGACUGGAGGUCCUGCAUAUGGCCCCAGCUCAGACCCAUCCACGGCAUCUGAGACAGAGUCAGAGAAGAGAGAAGAGCCAAACCGAGCUGGGCCUGGUGACCGUGAUCCCCAAAGUCGAGGGGAAGAAAGCCGGAGGCGGCCGAUUGGGGGCCGGGGUAGGGGACCACCACCUGUCCCCCGUCCCACCUCAAGAUACAACUCUUCAUCAAUUAGCUCAGUGCUAAAGGAUCCAGACAGUAAUCCCUACAGCCUCCUGGACACUUCGGAACCUGAGCCCCCUGUUGAUUCAGAGCCUGGGGAGCCUCCCCCAGCAAGUGCCAGGCGCCGUCGCUCUCGCCGCCGCCGCACUGAUGAAGACAGGACUGUCAUGGAUGGAGGCCUGGAGUCUGAUGGGCCCAACAUGACAGAGAAUGGCCUGGAAGAUGAAUCCAGACCCCAACGUCGUAAUCGUAGCCGCCGCCGCCGCAACCGUGGUAAUCGGACAGAUGGGUCUAUCAGUGGGGACCGCCAGCCAGUGACUGUGGCUGACUAUAUCUCACGAGCAGAAUCUCAGAGCCGGCAGCGGCCGCCUCUAGAUGGAGCUAAACCCUCAGAGGACUCUCUUUCAGGACAGAAGGGCGACUCUGUCAGCAAGCUUCCUAAGGGGCCCUCGGAGAAUGGGGAGCUCUCCGCCCCCCUGGAGUUGGGUAGCUUGGUUAAUGGGGUUUCAUAAGACCUCUAGCCCACAUCCCUCCUUUCUCCAUCUCGCUUGCUGCCCACCACCAUGGCCCUCAUGGGCCCAACUGACCUGCGCUGGAGCUGCUCUUAUCUAGGGGGGAGGGGGGUGGCACAGCAGCUUGGGUCCCCCCCAACCUCCAGGAGCUAGUGGAGGGGUGUGUAACAGGGUCAUACACCCUCCCUCUUGUCCACCCUACCCCCAGGGCGAGGGGAGCCUCCCCUUCCCCAUCAGACUGGAUGUGCCUUUAUCCUCUAAUGCCCCAACCUCUGAGUACCCCCAUUUUCCGCCUGUUGGUGGGGGUGCUCCUUGACCCACCCAGAUUCGACGGUUCAGGGGGGCUCCCCUGCUAUCCCUCCUCCCAUCCUGUAUCCCCCAUUUCUGGGGCCUCAUCACUGUGGAAGACGGGGAUAGUAUGGGUAUCCAUGGGUGGGAGGCAUGGGGAAGGUUUUGGAGUAGAACCAGGGGUGUGUAUGAAGGGGGGUGACAAGGUCCCCUAGGGGGAAGGGGAUCUAACCUUGUGUGGUGGAUGAGAAGGCGUAUUUAUUUUUCACUGUACAGUAUUUAAAAAGAGAAUAAAAAAUUCCAAAUGGU
Messenger RNA from Dipodomys ordii (Ord's kangaroo rat), 2569 nucleotides. RefSeq names its product fragile X mental retardation, autosomal homolog 2 (gene Fxr2). Gene Ontology annotation, cellular component: dendritic filopodium; neuronal cell body; neuronal ribonucleoprotein granule. The record is from RefSeq and is a predicted model, not a curated record. Bases 233 to 1972 code for a protein of 579 amino acids. NCBI's taxonomy places the organism in Eukaryota, Metazoa, Chordata, Mammalia, Rodentia, Heteromyidae. Gene Ontology annotation, biological process: regulation of alternative mRNA splicing, via spliceosome; regulation of mRNA stability; central nervous system development. The transcript is spliced from 16 exons. Gene Ontology annotation, molecular function: protein homodimerization activity; translation regulator activity; mRNA 3'-UTR binding.